AUGCACCCAGUAUGCGAAGACAAAUUUCGUCAUCAGACGAGAAACUUGGAGUUAGAGGAGAACAGAAUUCAAAAGUUAUUGGCAUCCGAGUACUCUGAUUUCGCUGACGCAAUUCUCGUGGAAUCUCCGUUUGCCGAAACAGCCAGAAAUGGUCGUGGAAUUCGACAAGUUUCUCUUGGUCUCACGCCAUCCAAGUUAAUUGUGGCAGCUGACGUUUUCAGAGGAAACUCGCAAUUCUUCUGUCCACCGACAGUCGAUCCUAGCAUUGAAAGUUUCGAGCUUAUUUCUCUGUACCCUCUGCGAUGCGUUAGUUUGAGCGUGUUCAACAGAAGACGUCGCAAAACCUUAAAGGCAAGAUUCAUCGAUGGAAGAGUAAGCUAUUACGAACUCGGUGGAAUACACAGGAGAAACGUUCUCUGGAAAAAAUGGUGCGAGCAGGUGGAAAGUUUGCUCGCGAACAGGAUGAACGGAAGCUCGUUAUCGGAAACAACUGCUGCAAGUUCAGCGAGCAGUUCGACUUUAUACGUUCUUUCUUCGGAGAUCGAGAUUCGUAAAGAUAUCAGAAAGAAUGGAGAAAGAGCAACGUGCAGAGUAUGGACUCACUAUGGAGGCGCUGGUGAUUAUACACCCGCCACAUGGCGUCAAAAGGACUUAUACCUCGGACCGUCUUACACCGAGCUGGUAGGUGGCCAAUACACUCCUGUUCCCGUAAGAUUCGCUGGCGCCAGUUUGGAAGACAUUAAGGCCGAAUUAAAAGAUUUCUCUCCGAGUCAGGUCGAUAAAGGCUGUCGCAGUUGGCCUACGUGUCGCUGUUUCAAAGAGAAACACAAGAGCGAUGGUCUUUGCGAUGUGAUCUUCGUCAGAGACCACAGUCGCAAACAUUACAAUACGACGAAAUUCUACGCGACCUGUCAAACUUGUCCUUUAAGAGAAAGAAUUUUUCGAGACAAAAUCAGCGAAAAGCGUCGGUACGACGGAGAAACGUUGGACGAAGCAAAAUGUAAAAAAUUGACGGGGAGGAUAUCUCGAUUUGGUUUCGGAGUUCCAGAGAAGUGUCACUCGGGGUUGGUUCUUGGUCCAAUCCACAGGGAACCAAAUAGCUUCUCAGUGAGAUUUGGUGUCAAACCUGUGUUCAAUAUUUACGUGCUCAUGGAAGAUGCCGUGAAAGUCUGGGAGGGCGAAGAAAGAGGUCAAAGCAAAUCCUCGAAACAUUUUAAACAUUUCAGAAGAUACGGCCUCUGCAGUGCGCCUCAUUUUCUUUACGCGUUUGGUCCCUGGUCAGUGCAAACUGGAGAAAGAACCACUCUUCAGGGUCGAAGAUCCUUCAGUCUGGUCACCAUUCGACGACAACCUGCUGACUCAGAAUUGAAGCUUCCUGUAUCACGUCGUCAAUUGGCAGCUAGCAUUUCGUAUGCUGAACUUCAGUAUGGCAGGUUUGGAUCGAUCGGUACUACUACUGCGAAGAGACGAGUUGUGUUGUUUUGGACACCGGAAUACUGGUAUCGUCCUAGACCUGCCUUUGCAGCUUACAGGGAGCUGAGACGACACUUGAACCAACUGAGAAAUUUCCGCCAAGAGAAGGAACGACCAUCGAAAAGGAAAUUGUUCUCUAGGAAAAAAAAGUGCCAAUGCGAAGAGGAUUCAGUCAUCAUCCCUGAAGAGAAGCCUAGCUUCCUAGAACGGAUUUUUUCGGGGAAUGGAUCUUGCAAGAGAAAGAAGAAAUUUGAAUACCAAGAAAAUAGCACUACUAUUCAGUUAAGAAGUUUAUUAAGAAUGGAUUUCAGAAUAACGAUUUGGGAUAUAAAUAGUGACACUCUAGCGAAGCAGCUGACGCUCAUCGAUCGCGACCUUUUCGUCCGAAUUCCUGCAGAGGAAAUUGAGAUCUUGGUCUUUCAAAGAAGCUCUAGAAAUGCUCCUAAUUUAGCAGCGUGGAUAGCAUUCAGUCAUCGAAUUUCAUGUCUGAUCGGCAGUGAAAUUUUGGGCGUGAAAAAGUUAGCUAUGAGAGGUAGAAUUGUCGCGAGGCUAGUAAACGCUGCCAGAAAGUGUUUCGCCAUGAGGAAUUUCCAUUCGUGUAGAUCGAUCUUGGCAGGAUUGCAGUCGCCUCCGAUUUUCAGGUUACGAACUACUUGGGAUUAUUUGCGUAUUCAUCAUGCUAAUAGAUAUGAAAUUAUGGAGAGAUUUUGCAAGAUUUACAAGAAUCCAUGUACUUUGACGUACCGACGAGCUUGGGCUAAAGUUGAAAAAUAUCCACCUUGUAUGCCACACGUGGCUGACCUUCUGUUGAGAGUUUUGCAUCUAAAUAAUCUGGAAUAUCAUCAAGAUAAUAAUGUUAUCCACAAAAAUGAUAGGACAAAUCCUUCAAACAAUUUAACUGCAAAAUUCAUUAACGUAAAUAAGGAUAUAUCGUUGAAAAGUGAUCCGGACUCGGAACAAAAGCAAAGCUCUGGCAAAAGUUUCCUUAAUUCCUUUUUAACCAAGAUAAGAUACAAAAAGGAUCAAAAAACAAUUUACGAGGAAAAGACGGAUUUAACAUGGACGACGAGGAAACAGGAUUUAGCGUGGAAAUACUUCUAUCGUUGGUACAACGCUAUUUUAAAGAAUAAAAUUCGUAACAAAGAAGAAGAAAGAUUAAGGGAUAUGGAUCCAAGGAUGAAACGUGUUCUCGAAGUCGCGACCUGGCUAGCAGAUUGUCAGAAACGAGCUCAAGGAUACGAGUUCCCGGUACAUUCGUUCACGAAAGAAUUUUUAUUGAAGACUCGAUAUAGGGAGGAUCGGGAAAACUUUUUUAUUAGUCUGAAAUUAGAACCGGCGAUGAUAACUUGA
Frieseomelitta varia is the source of this 2823-nucleotide messenger RNA. RefSeq lists its product as uncharacterized. Gene Ontology annotation, cellular component: plasma membrane. Lineage: Eukaryota; Metazoa; Arthropoda; Insecta; Hymenoptera; Apidae. Gene Ontology annotation, biological process: positive regulation of GTPase activity; Ras protein signal transduction. The transcript is spliced from 5 exons. Bases 1 to 2823 code for a protein of 940 amino acids. Gene Ontology annotation, molecular function: guanyl-nucleotide exchange factor activity. The record is from RefSeq and is a predicted model, not a curated record.